UGGGAAGCUACUAACCCUACCACCAGAUUUGUGGCGUCUCAAGGUAUGGUUAUGCCAACAAGAAGAAGAAGAAGAAGAAGAAUAAGAAGAAGAAGAAGAAGGACCCAACUCACUUAUGGCUCAUGAUGCCACACCAUUCCUUCCCCAACACUUGAGCAAAGCGAAAUGCGCUGUGAGCUACAUACCAUACAGACAAUUUGUGGAUCUCUGUAUCCAAUCUCUCAUCGUCCCACUUGCACUUUCCUACCUUUACUUGCAAAUGAAGCCUGGCCACAUCCCCCCCGUCGCUCUUCCUUUUAAGCUCCCCAGGUAGAUUGGACCAAAACAUCGAGGAGGAGGAGGAGGAGGAGGUGGUGGGAGGGUGAGCCAUGAGCUCCCGGUGCAAGUCUUCUCUGGGCUUCGUGGACGCACGUGUGCCGGUGAGAGCAACCUACGUGAACCUCUACAAGUGGCCAGAAUCCGACGCCGAAUUCGUGAAGUCGGUGACGAGAAGAAGGGGGAAAGUCGACGGUCGCAGUGGCGGCAGCAACCUCGAGGGAGGGAGGAAGUGGAGCGCCGCACCGACGGCCGUGGACAGCUACUCGUGCCGGCAGAUGUACCUGAGAAGUUACACUUUCUCUCGGAGGGAGAGUGUUCCUGAGAAGACACAACGGUGCCUCGGAAGAGUCAGGGAGACGGCCGCCGUGUUUCCUUUCCGCCAACGCAAGAACCAAGGCACCGCAGGUGGCGUCAAUGGUGAUGCUAAUAAUAAGAACAUUCCAAACAGAAGGAUGAAGACGGAAAGGAAGAAGAAGGCUUGUGUGACAGUAAGGAAGCUAAGAGAGGUCUCCUACUCCACGCUCUGUUUCAUCUUCCAUCGCCUCCUUUCUUGCACUGCAAGAGUCGAGGUGGUGCGUCGAGGGUGCAAAUUACCACAGAAUUCACACUCCUCUCUUUUUCCUGUUUCUUAAGCUUAAUAAUGGUUUUCUUCAGCAUUAGUGUGUGUCUCUGUGCUUUCUUCUCCGAAAGUUCUAUAGAGGUGAACAAGAAAACGAGUCUGGUCUUUAUA
This is a messenger RNA of Musa acuminata subsp. malaccensis (wild Malaysian banana), 1048 nucleotides long. RefSeq lists its product as uncharacterized. The record is from RefSeq and is a predicted model, not a curated record. Lineage: Eukaryota; Viridiplantae; Streptophyta; Magnoliopsida; Zingiberales; Musaceae.